ACCAUUUUUGCUUCGUUCGCGAAAAAUAAAGCUAAUAUAGAACAACAUCUGAAUUUUAGACGGGAGGUUAAAAUGCUUCAUUCUUUUGUGCACCUCAUUUGAUAAAAUAUGCUGCUCAAAGGAUUUACCGCAUGGUUAUGAUGAAGGUUGCACAAUAAGCAGUCUCUUAUCGCUUAUCUUAGCCAUAUAGGGCGAACUUUUUGCAACAUAAUAACUGAAUUGUUCUUACACACCAAUAAAAAUAUGACUGUUGCUUCAGCAUUAAAGGAAAAAGGACGAAUCGUUAAUAUAACUCAUCAAAUCCCUUAUGAAAUAGCAUUAGAAGAUGGAAACUGGCAAUUUGCACCUCGAAGGGGACAUGGUGCAAUGUAUGGAGGAAUUCACUCUUUAAAAAAAGAAUGGGACGUUCUUCAUAUAGGUUGGACUGGCCUGAUAAGUACUGGAGAAGGAUUGCCCAUUGAGGAAUUAUCACUGGAUGAAGAAAAUUGUUUGAAGAAACAACUACGAGAAAACCACUUCUGCUUACCUAUAUUUGUGGACAAUGAAAGCGUUGCUGGACAUUAUGAUGGAUAUUGCAAAACAAUGCUAUGGCCUUUACUGCAUUAUAUCAUUUGGAAUAAUGCGACUGAUGGUAGACUGGAAAGUAAGCAAUGGGAAUCAUACAAGGCAGUAAAUCAGCGGUAUGCCGAUCUUGCAUCGGAAAUAUAUCAAGACGGCGACAUUAUUUGGGUCCACGACUAUCAUCUUUUAUUAGUCCCUUCAAUGAUACGAGCAAAACAUCCUAAAGCUAGAAUUGGACUUUUCGUGCAUUCACCAUUUCCAACAUCAGAAAUAUUUAGAUGUUUACCUAAGCGGCAAGAAAUUUUGAAAGGGAUGAUCGGAGCAAAUCUUGUUGGAUUUCAGACAUAUGCUUAUUCAAGACACUUUAUAUCUACUUGUACUAGAGUAUUAGGAUAUGAAUCGACACCAGAAGGCCUUCGAGGUUUAGAUGGCCAUUUCUGUCAUGUAGGUACUUUCCCCAUAGGUAUCGCCCCCGAAGAUAUUGCAUCAAGGUGUAACGACCCUAGCGUGCGUUCAAAAUCAGAUGCGAUUAAAGAAAUGUACAGUGGUAAAAAAAUUAUUGUUGGAAAAGACAAAGUGGAUUUGGUUAAAGGCGUCCUUCAGAAACUAGCUGCUUUCGAGAAAUUCCUAUUGGAUUUUCCUGAAUGGAGAAAUAAAGUAGUCAUGAUCCAAUUGACUGAAGGCACAACAAACGAAUCAGCAAAACUCGAGAACAAAGUGUCAGAACUCGUAGCCCAUAUAAACAAUUCAUUUGGAUCACUUGAAUUUGCUCCUGUUCAUCACUUUCAUCAUCAAAUUCAACUUGAUGAAUAUUAUGCUCUUUUAACAGCUGCUGAUGUGGCUGUCAUUACUGCGAACAGAGAUGGUAUGAACACAACAAGCUUAGAAUAUAUUGUGUGUCAAGAAGGAGAAGGAAAACAUGGGCCGUUAAUUCUUUCAGAGUUAACGGGUACUGCUGGAUCAUUAAGUUCUUCUCUAAUGGUUAAUCCUUGGGAUUAUGCUGGUGUGGCAAAAGCUAUCAACGAUGCGCUGGUAAUGUCAGAUGAGGAAAAAUACGGUAGACAUAUGCAAAUGUUGGAUCAUGUAAAAACCCACACUGCAUCAUUCUGGGCUAUGUCCUUUGUAAAUGUUUUGGAAAAAUCAAUUGCUGCUUCUGAACAGUCUAGUCAUACACCACUCUUGGAAAGAAAUUCACUUCAGAAAAAUUACAAAAAAUCAAAGAAGCGACUUCUGUGUUUCGAUUAUGAUGGGACUUUGUCUUCUGUUCGAAAAUUUCCUGGUUCAAGCGCUCCCUCGCAAUCUAUGCUCGAGGCACUCCAAUUACUUUGUAAUGACCCUAAUAAUGAAGUCUGGGUUAUUUCAGGAAGAGAUGAAGCCACAUUAGACAAAUGGCUCGGACAAGUCAAGGGUAUUGGCCUCAGUGCGGAACACGGUAGUUUUGUAAAAUAUCCUUCUAGUUCUAAAUGGAUAAACUUAUUGGAGCAUUUCGAUAUGGGUUGGAAGCAUGAUGUAGUUGAGAUAUUCACUUACUAUGCCGAAAGAACGACAGGAAGUUUCAUCGAACAUAAACGGUGUUCUGUAACAUGGCACUACGGGCUUUCUGACCCCGACUAUGGGGCGUUCCAAUCGAAAGAAUGUCAAAAUCAUUUGGAAAAUGCCAUCUUAUCCAAAUUGCCGGUGGAAAUUUUAGUUGGAAAAAAAAAUUUGGAGGUGCGUCCCACUGCUACUAACAAGGGUGAAAUUAUAAAACGAUUGCUUUCAGCUAAUGGAGAAAUUGACUUUAUUAUGUGCUGUGGCGAUGAUAAAACUGAUGAAGAUAUGUUUAAAAUUUUAAAAAAGGUUGUUAGUUCGGAUUUGCCUGUUUUCUCAAUUAUAGUUGGGAUAGAGGAUAAAAAGACCAUGGCUAGCUGGAGACUUCCAACCGUCCAAGAUGUUUUGAACACUUUUAUAGCAUUGACAAGUAAAUAAAAUCCUUCAUUUUUCCG
This is a messenger RNA of Mucor mucedo, 2546 nucleotides long. RefSeq names its product glycosyltransferase family 20-domain-containing protein. Gene Ontology annotation, molecular function: catalytic activity. Gene Ontology annotation, biological process: trehalose biosynthetic process. Gene Ontology annotation, cellular component: cytosol; alpha,alpha-trehalose-phosphate synthase complex (UDP-forming). NCBI's taxonomy places the organism in Eukaryota, Fungi, Mucoromycota, Mucoromycetes, Mucorales, Mucoraceae. The transcript has 7 exons. Bases 244 to 2529 code for a protein of 761 amino acids. The record is from RefSeq and is a predicted model, not a curated record.